Dermacentor albipictus is the source of this 312-nucleotide messenger RNA. NCBI's taxonomy places the organism in Eukaryota, Metazoa, Arthropoda, Arachnida, Ixodida, Ixodidae. The record is from RefSeq and is a predicted model, not a curated record.
AUGGACCACAUCGAGACGUCGACGUGUCUACGCUUUGUCAAACGAGACCGCGAGAGAGACUACGUCCGCCUUUUAACCGGCGAAGGGUGCUACUCGAACGUUGGCCACACUGGCGGUCAGCAACUGUUGUCAUUGGGCCGCGGCUGCCUCUACCCCGGCACAGUGACGCACGAGCUGCUGCACGCAGUGGGCUUCCUCCACGAGCACACGCGCCCCGACAGGGACGACUACAUCGACAUCUUCCCAGAGAAUAUUAUCAAGGGUGAGCGUAUAUUCAGGAAACAUUCAAACGAGCCUUAUAUCACAAGAUAA